Messenger RNA from Microplitis demolitor, 3423 nucleotides. RefSeq names its product myb-like protein X. Gene Ontology annotation, molecular function: nucleic acid binding; telomerase inhibitor activity. NCBI's taxonomy places the organism in Eukaryota, Metazoa, Arthropoda, Insecta, Hymenoptera, Braconidae. Bases 180 to 2162 code for a protein of 660 amino acids. Gene Ontology annotation, cellular component: nucleolus. The transcript is spliced from 4 exons. Gene Ontology annotation, biological process: regulation of ribosome biogenesis. The record is from RefSeq and is a predicted model, not a curated record.
AUUAAGUUUUCGCGGUGAAAACGUGUUGCACAUGUUCACACAUGUUUUAAAUUGAAUCAAUUUUAUCAUUAAUAAUUAACAUUUGUAAAUGUACCGUUAUGUAUAUUAAAUAAAAAGUAAUAUUAGUUAAUGUUUUAAUAAUAAAACAUUUAGUAAUUACAAAUAAAUAGUGUUUUAAAAUGGCAAUGCUAGCAGAACCUAAAAGAAAACAAAGAUGGACGUUGAAUCCACGGGGCAAACAAUGGAGCGACGAUUCGUCGAAAUUUGGUCAGAGAAUGUUGGAGAAAAUGGGCUGGACUCAUGGAAAAGGUCUUGGUGCUAACGAACAAGGAGUCACUGAACAUAUAAGAGUUAAAUAUAAAGAUGAUCAAGGCGGUAUUGGUUUUUCAAAAGACAAACAAGAAAAAUUGUGGACGGAAACACAGCAAAGUUUCAGUCAACUUCUUCAGCAACUGCGAGCUGGAGAAUCUCCAACUCCAGCUGAAAAUUUAAAUGAUUUAAAUCUCAGUGGGAAAUCAUUGGAAUUAAAAUCUAAACAAAGUCGCGCUCGAGUACAUUACAAAAAAUUCACCCGAGGUAAAGAUGUAAACCGAUACAGUUCAAAAGAUCUAGCGAACAUAUUUGGAAAAAAAGAUUUGAACGAACUGCCAUCAAAAGUUGAGUCUCAAGUCACUGAACUAGAACCCGUCGGCGCAUCGGACACCACCGCGGGUGUUUUGACAAUAAAAGGCGGUUCAAUGAGUGAUUACUUCAAAAACAAAUUGCCUCUAAUGCUGGCUAAGAAGUCGAUGAAUCCAGUAAAUGAAUUGAAAGACGAGUCUGAGAGUGAGAGUGAAAGGUACGUAGGUUUUGGUUUUGGUUUAUCUUCAAAUUCUCCGGCAACUGAUAUACCGGACACGCCACGAAAACGUAAGAGUCAAUUUUACGUUGAAAAUAAUCCAGAGACACCAAUUGCUGAGACAGUUGAUGAGCAUACUCCUAAAAAACGUAAAGUUAAAGAUUUUGCGUUUGAAAAUCCUGGGUUGGAUUUAAUUUCUCCUGAUCCUGUUGCUCCAGUAAAUAAAAUGGAAGUUAUCCGUCCAGUUGCUAUCGAAUGUAUUCCUCAGGUUCAGGAUCUUGAUGAUGAACUUAAUCAAGUACAGGAACAGGAACAGGAAAAGACACCAAAGAAAAAGAAAAAAAAGAAAGAUAGAGAACAGGAAAAAGAGAAAGAAAUCGUAGGAUUUGUCAACGAUGCUUUGAAUUUAGAAGCCAAAGAUUCAGGGGAUUAUUCAGAGGCUUUUGAAGUAUCGCGAGAAGCUUUAGGUCUGGAAAAUGAUGCUUUAGAUUUAACUGAUGAGUCCAGUGGUAAAAAACGCGUGACUUUUAACGACACAGUUGAGUACAAUACUGAUAAGAGUAAAAAAAAAAAAAGUUGCGUGAAAUUGGAUAAAUUUGAAAUAGUUGACGAUAAGUGUAAGAGGAAAAAAAAAGUUAAGAGCAUUCUGAUCAAUGGGGAGGUCAGUAGUUUUGUUAACGAGGCGCUAGAUGUUGAGAUAGUAAAUGAGGAAGUUUGCGAUAAUGAAGUUAACGAGCGUAAGAGUCGCGGUAAGAGAAAACGGGAGAGGAGAUCUAAUUUGGAAACAAUUGAGGAGGUUGAGGAAAAAGUUGAUAGUACUGAGGUUGAGGUUGAUGUCCAUGGUAGAGAUGAGGAAUUGCUCCAGGAUACUAGUGAUAAUUUGGGGGACAUGAGUCUUGAAACUCCGAAGAAGAAGAAAAAAAGUAAAAGUAAAAAUAGAGAUAGAGAAGGGAGAGAUGAAUUUUGUGAAAAUGGAGGCAAAGAUAAGGAUAAGGAUAGGAUGGAUAUUGACGAAUGUGGCAAUAAAGAAAAUUUAAAUGAUAGCAAGUCCUCGGAAAUGAUGGGAGUUAAGAAGAAGAAAAGUAAGAAAAAUAAAAAGGAAAGGGAGAGGGAGAAGGAUAGUGUAGAGGAAGUUGAUGGGAUAGAUGGAGAAGUUGGAGAUAAUAAAGUUGAGGUUGAGGUAGUGGAUGAGUUUGAUGGCUCGGGUAAGAGCCCGAAGGUUAAGAAGGCCAAGAAAAUCUUGAAGUCGCUGUUUAAUAAAACUCCGACUGCUGAUUUCGUUGGGUCGAAUAUUAGCAAAAUUAAAGGAUAUGGAGUCGAAUAAUCUUGAGGUUGAUUUUUCUGCUGGAAUAUCUUGUAACGGUCUAGGAUUUUUCGAUCAAGUGGUUUGUGGAUUUUUUUUAUUAAUGUAAAGUGUAGUGGAGAGGAUUGAUGAUGACAAUUUACCGGGGGUUGAGGAGACAUUUUUAAUAUGUGGAAUUUGUAUUUAAUGUUGGUUGGAAAAUUUAUUAAUACAAAUUAGAGUGAAAAAGAAAUAAAGUUUUAUAAGGAGGUGGUGUAAAUUAUGCUGAUUUACUUUUUAAAAAAUAUUAGAGGAUUGUAAGGAGAGAUGAUUUUUAGUGAUCUGGAUUUUUUAAUAUUUAGGAAAUUCAGUGGGAUUAGAAAUUACGUUACAGAUGUCGUAAGGGCUGUUUUUUUUUGUUUUGCUGAUAGCUGUACUUUUUAUUUACAAUUCAAAUUGACAAAUAAAUAUUUUGAAUUUUUUUGGCGCUCUUACCCGUGUAAAGAAAUUCGUUUCAAAACAUUUUCGGACGAACUUUAGAAUUUGUGACAAUUUUGAACUUUGAGUUGAACAUUUUCGAAACGAAAAUGAUUAGAAGUGUGAAAAAUUUUUCAUUAGUGUGAAAUUUUCCUGCGGAUUCUUUUUUUGAAAUUUUUUAAGCAAAAAUAGUGUGAGUUGACAAAUGUCUGAGUUCAAAAUGACUCAUUUUUUGGAUGAUUUUUACACGAAUCAAAAAGUGAAAAAAAAAAAAAAAAAAAAAAAAAAAAAAAAACUGACUUUUCUAAAAAGUUCUAAUAAAAGUCAAAAAAUUUUAAUAAAUAUUUUUUUUUUUUGCCGCAAAUCUGAAUAAUUCUGGUAAGAGUCGAAAAUUUUUCUUGAUUCCUAAUUAACUCCUUUUUUUUUUGUUCUUCAAACCCAAAAAAUUGUCAAAUCAAAUUAUUUUUGCUCAAAAAAAAAAGUGCAGGAAAAUCCUAUGCCAGUUGAAAAUUUUUCACUUUAUAAUUUUUUCAAAGUUCCAAAAAUGUUCCACUUAAAGAAUUGUUUCAAUUUUGGAAAUUCAGUCAUGAAUGUAAGAUCUUAAAAUUUUUUUUUUUAUAAUUGAUAGAUUUUUUAUUUGAAAGUAUCAAAACAAAAAAAAACUUCUGGUUCCAAGUAUCUCUUCCUGGAACUAAGAGCAUAAAAAAAAUUUUGAUUUUCAAAUUUCGGGAUUGAAAAGAAAAAAAAAAUUUUUCAUCCCUAUACUUUUUCAAUGGUAUCUUUCAUUAGAAUACGUUCUUACCGCACCUGUAGUGAUAAGUUGAAU